CCGAUCAUGUCAGUCGUGUUCGCGCCAUCGACGGUGUUCACUGUCCGCCUCAUGGUAUACUGCAACGUCGUGAAUCAAUAUUAUUAAAUACUAACUUAAUACUGUGUUUUAUUAAUAACACAGUUAAUAAAUUAUAACGAUCUCCGCUGAUCGGCAUCGGCCCAUAUAUCAACCUAAACACUGUACUGACGUUAAUUCAUAAUGUCAGCCAAAGCAAUAAGUGAAGCAACCGGAAAAGAUAUCAUAAACAGAAAUUUAGCCCCAUUAACAUCUGCUGUGAAAUGCCGGUUUGCUUCGGUUAAUGAAAACACUAAAUGGGAAGACCUCGUACUGGAUAACCCAUGGCUUAAAACUGAAAGCUUAGUUGCAAAACCUGAUCAGUUAAUAAAACGUCGUGGUAAAUUAGGCUUGAUUAAAGUAAAAACUAACUAUUCUGAAGCUAAACAGUGGAUUCUAGAGCGGUUGGGUAAAGACCAACAAAUUGGUCGUGCCAAUGGAAAACUGAAAAAUUUCAUCAUUGAACCGUUCAUUCCUCACAAAGAUGAAGAAGAAGCAUAUGUAUGUAUUUACUCUCAUCGCCACGCUGAUACAAUUCUCUUCCAUCAUGAAGGUGGUGUAGACAUUGGAGAUGUUGAUGCUAAAGCAUUAAAACUUGAAGUACCAAUUGGACAAAAUGUAACUGAGGAACAAAUCUUAGAAAAGCUAUUGACCAAAGUCAGCCCAGCCAAACAAAAAACUAUUGCAACAUUUAUAGUUGCUUUAUACAAAAUGUAUGUCAACCUUUACUUCACAUAUUUGGAAAUCAAUCCAUUGGUAGUAACAGAUAGUGCUAUAUACAUUUUGGAUUUGGCUGCAAAAGUUGAUUCUACUGCUGAUUUUAUUUGUCGUUCAUCUUGGGGUGAAAUUGAAUACCCACCACCAUUUGGACGAGAUGCCUUCCCAGAAGAAGCCUACAUUGCAGAUUUAGAUGCUAAAAGUGGAGCUUCUCUUAAAUUAACAAUCUUAAAUAAAAAAGGACGUAUCUGGACAAUGGUUGCUGGUGGUGGUGCCUCUGUUAUUUAUGCUGAUACCAUUUGUGAUUAUGGUGGUGCUAGCGAAUUGGCCAAUUAUGGAGAAUACAGUGGUGCUCCAUCAGAACAACAAACUUAUGAGUAUGCAAAAACAAUUUUGGGUUUGAUGACUCAAGAAAAACAUCCCGAUGGCAAAGUUUUAAUUACUGGAGGUGGUAUUGCCAAUUUCACCAAUGUAGCAGCAACAUUCAAAGGUAUCGUCACAGCUUUGACAGAAUACCAGACUAAAAUUUUAGAUCACAAUAUCACAAUAUACGUUCGUCGUGCUGGUCCCAACUAUCAAGAAGGUCUGAGAAUUAUAAGAGAAGUAGGAAAAACUUUACGUAUUCCCAUUUAUGUAUUUGGCCCAGAAACCCACAUGACAGCUAUUGUUGGGUAUGCUCUGGGUAAAAAACCAAUACCAAAAGAAACUGAACAAGAAUCUGUUACUGCCAAUUUCCUCUUACCUGGUGGACAGGACUCAAAUUCUGUGAAUGCAAAACAAGAAGUUGUUGAUGGAUCUAAAGGUGGUGCAACAAGUCCAAUAGUAACAUCAUCUGUACGACCUAAGUUAACUUUGACAGCCCCUUCUGUUAAGCCAUUAUUUGGAAGCAAUACUAGGGCUAUUGUUUGGGGAAUGCAAACUAGAGCUGUCCAGAGUAUGCUUGAUUUUGAUUUUGUUUGCCGAAGACAUGAACCGUCUGUUGCAUGUCUUGUAUAUCCAUUCACCGGUGAUCAUAAAUUGAAAUUUUACUGGGGACAUAAAGAAGUCUUAAUUCCUGUUUACAAAAGAAUGGAAGAUGCCAUGUUGAAGCAUCAAAAUGCCGAUGUCUUAGUAAACUUUGCAUCUUUAAGAUCUGCUUAUGACAGUACAAUUGAAACUCUUAAUUAUCCUCAAAUCAGAACUAUUGCUAUUAUUGCUGAAGGUAUUCCUGAAAAUAUGACAAGAAAAUUAAUAUUAUUGGCCAAUGAAAAGAAAGUUACAGUUAUCGGACCUGCCACUGUUGGUGGAUUAAAACCGGGUGGUUUUAAGAUUGGUAACACUGGUGGUAUGAUGGACAAUAUUUUACAUUCCAAAUUAUAUAGAGCAGGAAGUGUUGCAUAUGUCUCUCGGUCUGGUGGUAUGUCUAAUGAGUUAAAUAACAUAAUCUCAAGAACAACUGAUGGUGUAUACGAAGGUGUAGCUAUUGGUGGUGACCGUUAUCCAGGCACUACAUUUAUGGAUCACAUCAUGCGAUAUCAAGCAGACCCAGAAAUUAAAAUGAUUGUACUGUUGGGUGAAGUUGGAGGAGUUGAAGAAUAUGAGGUUUGCGAAGCCUUGACUCAAAAGAAAAUCACAAAACCACUUGUGGCCUGGUGUAUUGGAACUUGUGCCAGUAUGUUUACAUCUGAGGUUCAAUUUGGUCAUGCUGGUUCAUGUGCCAACUCUGAUCAAGAAACAGCUACUACCAAAAAUGCCAGCCUCCGUGAGGCUGGUGCAUUUGUACCAACUUCGUUUGACUUUUUGGGUGAUAUUAUUCAUGAUGUUUAUAAGAAAUUAGUGAAAGAAGGCGUUAUCAUUCCUCAAGCUGAAUUACCACCACCAACUGUUCCCAUGGACUACUCUUGGGCACGUGAACUUGGCCUUAUUCGUAAACCAGCUUCAUUUAUGACUAGUAUUUGUGAUGAACGUGGACAAGAGUUAUUGUAUGCUGGUAUGCCAAUUAGUGAUGUUCUUAAGGCAGAUAUGGGUAUUGGAGGAGUUAUAUCACUUUUGUGGUUCCAACGUUCUUUGCCGCCAUAUGUGUGCAAAUUCUUUGAAAUGUGUCUUAUGGUAACUGCUGAUCACGGACCAGCUGUAUCUGGUGCUCACAAUACUAUUGUCUGUGCAAGAGCUGGUAAAGAUCUAGUUUCAUCUCUGGUUUCUGGAUUAUUGACUAUUGGAGACAGAUUUGGUGGUGCUUUGGAUGGAGCUGCUAAACAAUUUACUGAAGCAUAUGACUCUGGUUUGAUUCCAAUGGAGUUUGUGAACCAAAUGCGUAAAAAGGGAUCACUCAUUAUGGGUAUUGGUCAUCGUGUAAAAUCGAUCAAUAAUCCAGACAUGAGAGUAAAGAUCAUAAAAGAAUUUGUUUUGGAAAACUUUCCAGCCACUCCAUUAUUGAACUAUGCUCUUGAAGUAGAAAAAAUCACUACAUCUAAAAAACCCAAUCUUAUAUUGAAUGUUGAUGGAUGUAUUGCUGUAUCAUUCUGUGACUUAUUGAGACAUAGUGGAAGUUUUACACGUGAAGAAGCCCAAGAGUAUAUUGAUAUGGGCUCAAUUAACAGUUUAUUUGUACUUGGAAGAAGUAUUGGAUUUAUUGGACAUUUUAUGGAUCAGAAGAGAUUAAAACAAGGGCUCUACCGUCAUCCAUGGGACGACAUUUCUUAUGUCUUACCAGAACAAUAUAACUAGGAGAUUUUUUUAAAUUUUGUUUUCUAUUUUAAUUGGUCGACAAGUGAACAAAUCCAUUUGCGCUAUAUAAACACCAAUAGAAGUUUUGGUUGCGCACAAUUUAUUACCUGAUAAGUCUACACACAAGCAUUUUAAAUAGCAUCUCAGUUUCAAUAUUUAAAACAGUUUUGCAUUUGAUUAGAUACCACUAGUAAUAAUUUUUACUCUGUACAUAAUAAUUACUAUUUAUUCAUUGGGUUUAUAUGUAAACCUGUACAAAAAUUGCAUACAUUUUUAAUGCACCGUCUUUAUUAUUUUUAUUUAUUUUUUUUUUUGGUCUUAAAAAAGAUUAUUUUAGAAAUUGUUUAAGAUAAAAUAAGUUUGUUAUUAUUGACUUGAUUAUGUAUUGACUUAAAUAAUGGUGAUAAUAUUCAAUUUUUAGAUUUUUAUUUUCAUAUUUUUAGUGUUAUUUCUGAUGUAAAUUCUCAAACCGGUCUGAAAUGUAUAAUAAAUUUCUCCAACUUCUUAGUUGGUAGAGGUAAUACAUUA
Rhopalosiphum padi (bird cherry-oat aphid) is the source of this 4008-nucleotide messenger RNA. It is a transcript of the gene ATPCL, whose product is annotated as ATP-citrate synthase. Gene Ontology annotation, biological process: tricarboxylic acid cycle; fatty acid biosynthetic process; citrate metabolic process. Gene Ontology annotation, cellular component: cytosol. The transcript is spliced from 14 exons. NCBI's taxonomy places the organism in Eukaryota, Metazoa, Arthropoda, Insecta, Hemiptera, Aphididae. Bases 202 to 3480 code for a protein of 1092 amino acids. Gene Ontology annotation, molecular function: ATP citrate synthase activity. The record is from RefSeq and is a predicted model, not a curated record.